Molecule: messenger RNA, 1303 nt
Organism: Saccostrea cuccullata (small rock oyster)
Lineage: Eukaryota; Metazoa; Mollusca; Bivalvia; Ostreida; Ostreidae
Product: aspartate dehydrogenase domain-containing protein-like
Exons: 8
Coding region: 228-1031 (267 amino acids)
Biological process (GO): NAD+ biosynthetic process
Molecular function (GO): NADP binding; L-aspartate dehydrogenase [NAD(P)+] activity
Source: RefSeq, a predicted model, not a curated record
UAUAUCUUCCACUUAGUUCGAAUUUCCUUUAAUUUACUUUGACAGCUUCUUAUAUGUCUGUAUGUAUUCCAGUGAAUGACACUGUGAAUCAUGUAAAAUUUUAUUCUUAAGUAAUUAAUAAAAAACGGGAAAAAGACACAUAAAUGUCAGAAUCCUAAGAGGUAGACCUAGCCAGAAAUUCCCCACGUUUGUUGAGAACUUUGACAGUUGAGCGGGCACAUGUUAAAAUGAGACGUGUUGGAAUCGUGGGAUACGGACAUUUAGGUAAAUACCUUGUGGAGAAGAUUCAGGAACACCCUGACCUUGACCUUGCCUUUGUGUGGAACAGAUCCCCUGCGGCUCUGGAAGAAUUUCAGCAGGAUCUCAUCCUACAGGAUCUCAAGGACUUCAGCAAAAGGAAUGCUGACCUAAUUGUAGAGGUAGCUCACCCUGACAUCACUAAGGAGUGGGGACCAAGGUUUCUGGAGGAGGCCGAUUUCAUGAUUGGUAGCCCUACAGCCCUGAGUUCCCAGGAGCUGGAGACCAGUUUACGGGGAGCGGCCAUUAAUCAUGGCCUCUAUGUGCCAAGUGGGGCCUUCUGGGGGGCAGAGGAUAUCAGAAAAAUGGCCGACAGAGGGACGUUACAGCACUUAAAAGUUACAAUGACCAAACACCCCAGCAGCUUUAAACUGGAUGGUGACCUGAAGGUCAGAAAUGAGCAGGUCAAGGACACGAAGGCAGUGCUGUAUGAUGGACCUGUCCGUGAGUUGUGUCCCCUGGCUCCAAAUAAUGUCAACACAAUGGCAGCAGCAGCUAUAGCAGCACACAACCUGGGAUUUGACAAAGUCACGGGAUCCAUUGUAUCAGAUCCUCAGUUAACAGACUGGCACAUUGUAGAAGUGGAGGUCUGGGGUCCUAAUGGUUUCAAUGUCAAGACAGUCCGGAGUAACCCCGCAGCAGUGGGGGCAGUCACUGGAACAGCCACUUACGCCUCCUUCCUCAGUAGCAUGCUGGGUGCUAAAGGAAAAGGACCAGGUGUUCAUCUGUGUUGACAAAAUUAUGUUAAAAUUACCAACAUAUCAAAUGAUGACCACCGGCAUGAAGGAUGUCUAAAGAUUCCUACUGAUAAACAAACCACAAAAAAUGGCCUUAUAACCAACAUUUCAAUGUGAUUUAAUCAUCAGCACACAUACAACAACAAAAUAUGAAUCUCGUCAUAGAUCUAUAGGAGUGAACAUCCUUCCAACUUUUCUACUCUGUGAUUCAUCUUUUUUGUAUUAAAGCAAAAAAUGAACAAUUUUAAGUUAAGCGGACUAGUCUUACA